AUGUAUGACAUUCUACAACAUACCCACUCAGACCAAACCAGACUGAACCAGGCCAGAUUGUUCACAUGUUCAUGUUGUUACAGAGUUUACAAAGCUGUGAUUCAGGCUCUGCAGAAAUCUGAAGAAGGACAUCCAUUCAGGACUCUGCUGGAGCGGGACUUGGAGCUGACCCAGGACUCCGUUCGUCUCUUCGCGGAUCAGACUCGAGUUUAUCUGAACCGGUACAAGAACCAGUACCAGUACCAGUACCAGUACCAGUACAAGUACCAGUACCAGUACGAGUACCAGUACCAGUACGAGUACCAGUACCAGUACCAGUACCAGUACCAGUACCAAUACCAGUACCAGUACCAAUACCAGUACAAGUACCAGUACCAGUACCAGUACCAGUACCAGUACCAAUACCAGUACAAGUACCAGUACCAGUACAAGUACCAGUACCAGUACAAGUACAAGAACCAGUACCAGUACCAGUACAAGUACCAGUACCAGUACAAGUACCAGUACCAGUACAAGUACCAGUACAAGAACCAGUACCAGUACAAGUACCAGUACAAGUACCAGUACAAGUACCAGUACCAGUACAAGUACCAGUACCAGUACAAGUACAAAAACCAGUACCAGUACCAGUACAAGUACCAGUACAAGAACCAGUACCAGUACCAGUACCAGUACAAGUACCAGUACCAGUACAAGUACCAGUACCAGUACAAGUACAAGAACCAGUACCAGUACCAGUACAAGUACCAGUACCAGUACAAGUACCAGUACCAGUACAAGUACCAGUACAAGUACCAGUACAAGUACCAGUACAAGAACCAGUACCAGUACCAGUACAAGUGCAAGUACAAGUACCAGUACAAGCAUAAGUAG
Knipowitschia caucasica is the source of this 873-nucleotide messenger RNA. The record is from the annotation of a GenBank genome assembly. Lineage: Eukaryota; Metazoa; Chordata; Actinopteri; Gobiiformes; Gobiidae.